UUUUAGUUUUAAUCCCUAAACGGAUCUAGCGAUCCUACAGGAAGAGAAAUUAUACUCCAUUAUUAUGUAAAUGGGAAAACGCGUUGAUACUCUCAUCAAAAGCGCGAUCUUCAACUCCAAUAUUCUGGAAUGGCAUGGCCUUCAAUUUCUCCUGCUUCAACACCACUGUAACCUCACUCAUCCUCAUCAUUACUAUCCUCUUCUUCUUCAUCGUCCUCCCAUUUCCCCAAUAUUCCCCAAAUCAUAUUCACAAAUCUCCAUUAAUUCCUCACAGGUCCCUUUUGAAUGCCACCAUUCUUGAAGAAAAAUCCGACCAUUUUGUGUGCAAUUUCACCAACUCCAAUGGAAUCUUUAACUACUUUUCCUUGCACUAUUGUCUCUUCCAAGGAAACCCAUUUCUCUCCAUCCCUUUUUUCGCCCUCUGUGUAUUUCUACAGUUCUACAUCCUCAUCAAGACUGCCCAAGAUUACUUUUCUGUUGUGGUUACUAAGCUUUCUAUACAUCUUAGGCUGUCUCCUUCUAUGGGUGCAGUGACCCUUUUGGCUUUAGGUAAUGGUGCGCCUGAUGUUUUUGCAUCUGUGGCUGCAGUUAGGGGAGGUCAAGCCAGGACUGGGUUUGGCGCGAUUCUUUCAGCAGGGACUUUUGUCUCUGCUUUUGUGGUUGGGUUCGUGGCGAUUUAUGCAGCACCUUUUGCUGUUGAUCCUGCUCCGUUUGUGAGGGAUGUGAUGUUUUAUUUGACUGCUGCCUUGUUUCUUUUUUAUGUCUACUUAAGUGCUGAGAUUUUCCUUUGGCAAGCUAUCGGGUUUGUUGCGUUUUAUCUCUUCUUUGUUGGAUUUGUAUUUUGGAUGGACUUGGGGAUGGGUGGUGGGAAAGAGAAGGGGGGUAAGUUUGGAGGUGAGGUGGGUUUGGUUAGAAGUGAUGAAGUUCAUAUAGGGAUUGUUGAGUUGGAUUCUGAAAAAGGCAAAGUUAUUGCAACUGUAGAAGAUGGAAAGAGGCAUACUACAGGUUCCUGGCAAGGUUUUGGAAAGGUCUCACUAAUCUGGACACUUCCUGUCUCGAUGCUUCUUAGGCUCACUGUACCACAGACUGCACCUUCUGAAUGGAGUAAAUUCUAUCUAUCUGCCAACAUUGCUCUCUGCCCCCUCCUACUUCUGUUUUCCUGCAAAUCUUUCGUGCCAUUAAAUCAUCCAAUCUCUUUCCUACUCUCAGACACCCAUUUGCCUCUUUGGUUCAUUGUACUUUGUGCUACUUGUUCUUUGGCUAUUCUACAUUUCAUUGUUGAAAAGGAGGCCCCUAAAACUGAGCAAAUGCCUGUAGUUGUCAUAGCAUUUGUGAUGAGUGUAUUUUGGAUCUCCACAGUUGCUGGGGAACUCCUCAACUGUCUUGCAGUUCUAGGAGAGCUCCUGAAACUGCCUGCUGCCUUUCUUGGUUUAACGGUGCUUGCAUGGGGAAACUCAGUUGGUGAUCUUGUUGCAGAUGUGGCUGUUGCAAAGGCUGGCCAGCCGGCCAUGGCCAUGGCUGGUUGUUUUGCUGGGCCGAUGUUCAACAUGCUUUUUGGGCUUGGAACUGCUUUGGUUAUACAGACAGCAAAUGUAUAUCCUGAAGCUUAUGAGCUUCAUCUCCACGUGAGUAUUGUGGUUGCUUUUGUUUUCUUGCUAUUGAGCUUGAUGGGAUCUCUGCUUUUAGUGACAUGGAAUAGGUUCCGGGUGCCAAGAUUCUGGGGAUUUUGCCUAGUAGGACUCUACGUUGUUUUCAUGGUAAUAAGCCUGAUCAUUGCCACGUUCUCUGCCUGAGUUUUAGAGACAGAAGUGCUGAAAAGUCGCCACAUAUAAGACGUUGAACAAUAACAGUUGAUUCAUCCAUCACUGGUCUGUAACCAUAUGGGAGCUGCUAAAGUUUUCAAGAUGAAGUAGCUGGCAGUUAUUAGAAAUGCGCCUUUACUACAAAAUUUGGGAAAUGGCUGUGUUGUUAGCCUUCAUUCACAAACCAGUUAAGAGAUCCUAUUGGUUUCCAUGCAAGAAUAUAAUAAUUCAUGUUUUCAGUUUAUUGUUGAGUGAGUAAAGUGAGCUGGAAAGCAUAAUCCACUAGUUGUAUAGAAAAUUUCUGGCCACCAAGAAGUUUCAUGUAAACCUGUUCUUUUUUCUUGUGAAAUUGAACAGAAUUUUAGAGAAAAAUGCUCAACUCCGUAUUCAUGCAGAACUACUCAAAUCAUACCAUAUUAUUCAAACCUUUUCUC
Solanum dulcamara is the source of this 2236-nucleotide messenger RNA. Its product is annotated as cation/calcium exchanger 5. Gene Ontology annotation, molecular function: monoatomic cation transmembrane transporter activity. The coding region runs from base 135 to 1793 and encodes 552 amino acids. Gene Ontology annotation, biological process: transmembrane transport; monoatomic cation transport. Gene Ontology annotation, cellular component: membrane. The transcript has 2 exons. The record is from RefSeq and is a predicted model, not a curated record. NCBI's taxonomy places the organism in Eukaryota, Viridiplantae, Streptophyta, Magnoliopsida, Solanales, Solanaceae.